Molecule: messenger RNA, 357 nt
Organism: Ascochyta rabiei
Lineage: Eukaryota; Fungi; Ascomycota; Dothideomycetes; Pleosporales; Didymellaceae
Exons: 2
Coding region: 1-357 (118 amino acids)
Source: RefSeq, a predicted model, not a curated record
AUGUCAUCCGCAGCACUCAAGUUCCGUAUCUUCACACGACCAAUUGUCCGAUCAACACCUAUCUUCCGCAACACCAUCAGAAUGUCUUCCACCAACGAGUACGGACAGGGCAAGUCCCACGCCCAGGGUGACUCUGCCGUCCCCGGCAAGGUCCAGGAGGCAGCUCCCUCAGGUCUCGAGGAGGCUCUUCCCGACUCUGUCCACCCCACCGGCGGCAAGGCUGACCAGUCCACCUCCAAGACUCACGCAAAGGAUGGCGGUGAUGCCUCUAUCGUCCCCAAGAAGAUUCAGGAAAUCCUUCCUGAGUCCGUUGAGCGCGCUGUUCCCAAUGCGAUUCACGACACUGGCGACAAAUAA